Arabidopsis thaliana (thale cress) is the source of this 1751-nucleotide messenger RNA. Its product is annotated as golgi apparatus membrane protein-like protein ECHIDNA protein. Gene Ontology annotation, cellular component: membrane; Golgi apparatus; early endosome membrane. NCBI's taxonomy places the organism in Eukaryota, Viridiplantae, Streptophyta, Magnoliopsida, Brassicales, Brassicaceae. The record is from RefSeq and is marked reviewed. The transcript has 6 exons. Bases 353 to 748 code for a protein of 131 amino acids.
CUUGUUGUGGAUAGUGGAUAAUUUUGAUCGAAACACAAGUUUUUGUGGUGAAAUCGUAAUUACCAUUUUUUUUGAAUAAUUGGGCCUAACUUCUUUAAAUAUUAUUGGGCCAGAGAAGAGUUAUCGGGCUCGUUGAGAAUUAAAAAACACAUUUGAAAGAAAUUAUCAAAAAUAGAAGAAAUCACGUAGCAGACACGCGCAAGAGUUUUGAAGAUCUGAUACAGAAAUUUUUUCUCGGGAAAAUUCAGAGGGAAGAUCGAUACUUUCCACAACGGAGAAGGUGUUUCGUUUCUGCUGAUCAGCAGAUUACUUCUUCUUUUUCUCGGAUUGAUCCUUUUGGAUUCUUCGAAAGAUGGACCCUAAUAAUCAGAUACAGGCACCAGUUGAAAAUUAUGCAAACCCAAGGACAUGUCUUUUCCAUGUUCUCUUCAAGGGUGCUGCGUUGGCGUUUUACAUUCUCUCUGCUCUCUUCUUCAACAGCUUUGUCAUCAUCUUUGUAGUCACUGUUCUUCUUGCUGCUCUUGACUUCUGGGUGGUUAAGAAUGUCAGUGGGCGUAUACUGGUUGGUCUCAGGUGGUGGAACGAGAUCAAUGACUUGGGAGAAAGUGUCUGGAAAUUCGAGUCUCUUGAUCAGGAGUCUUUGGCUCGGAUGAACAAGAAAGACUCAUGGCUUUUCUGGUGGACACUUUACCUUGCAGUAAGUAUUUCAUAUCUAACACUUCAGUUGCAGCAUAAGCUAAUUACUUAAAACCCAUUCACAAUCAUUGUGGAACUUUAGUGGAUGACUAGGAAUAAGAAUAGGCAAGGAUAAACAUGUCCCUUAUAGUGGAAUAAGAAUAGGCAAGAAUAAACAUGUCCCUUAUAUUGAAGCAUAUUGUGCAAAGGUGGUAGAUAAGAAUUGAGAGCAGUCUUUUAGAAUCCCAUGUAGACCCAUAUAUAGAUCGCUAGACACCUGAAUAUCUUCCCCCAAGAAGCUACCAGUUAAAGAAGUUUGCGACAAAUGGUUUUUCCCUCUGCAUGAGUGGGAUAUAGCAUUUGACAUUGGAGUCAAAUCACAUGCGAAGUCACAUUACAAUAUAUGUUGAGUAGGGAAAGAUUAUCUGCUGGAACCAAGUCGGCCAUUUGGAGUAUAUCCUAUGAUCUUACACUGACUAAGUAUAAUAUUAGUUAAAACUUGGUAGCUUACAAACUUAUAUGCUCAGUUACCUUACAAGCGACUAUAAAGAGUGAGAUGUAGCCAUGAGAUGGUAGCUAUGGAUUUGAUGUCUAUGGCAGCUGCAUGGUUUAUCCUUGGGGUAUUUUCUCUGAUUAGAUUUCAAGCUGACUAUCUGCUUGUUGUUGGCGUUUGCUUGUCCCUCAAUGUGGCUAAUAUCAUCGGCUUCACAAAGUGCAAGAAAGAUGCAAAGAAACAAUUUCAGCAGUUUGCUUCGCAGACAAUCGCAUCACGGUUCCAAUCAACAGUACAAUCUGCCUUCACCCUUGUCUGAAGAGAAGAAAGACGCUUUUUUUAAGGGCUGUGAGAGCAAAGACGGUGUACAAAGAAGAUUGCCAAAACGACAUGGUUGGUUUUUUGACUGAUUGGUUUCAAAUGUUUUGUAAGAUUUAAGAGGUCCUAUAUUCGUCUUUCUAUGUAUUUUACAUUUUCGACUUACCUAUUAACAUUUUGCAUCUCGUAUGGUCUUAUUAUACGUAUAUUAGCCCUAAAGAAAAAUCAGAAAUUUUAAAGUCUCUGAUCCUUUCCAAUUCUGCAU